ACAGGGACAGUCUGAAUUUAUUCUUAUAGUUAUUUCCAAUUUCAAUUGUAUUUGUAUUGUGUACCGCAGAUUUAUCCAUAUUUCACUUUAUUCGUCAAAAUUCCUAAAAAAAAUUAGAAAUUACCUAAGAAUAACGCAUUGUAUACGUUCAUGAUAUACUUAACUAUAAAAUAUUUUACAAUUGCUAAAUACCAUGUCUCAUGUCACAGAUAUAAAAGUACUUUUUUCUAGGUUGUUUUCUCUUAAAAAUGGAUUAAGUAGUUUCAGAUUUAGUAGAAGACAUUUUAGUCAAGAUUCUGAUAAAGCAAGACAAGUUACACAAUUGCCUCCAUUAUCAGAGCCUGUACCAAAUUUACCACCUAUAGUAUACUCAUCGGCAAAAUCUGAAGAUGCUCUUACUGAAGUUACAGUUUUAAGUAAUGGUUUACGGGUUGCAUCGGAAAAGAAAUUUGGACAAUUCUGUACAGCAGGAGUGGUAAUUGAUUCUGGGCCAAGAUAUGAAGUUGCAUAUCCAAGUGGUAUCUGUCAUUUUCUUGAAAAAUUAAGUUUUGGUGCCACACAUAAGUUCCCUACGAGAGAUGUGAUGCUAAGGGAAUUAGAAAGACAUGGUGGCAUAUGUGACUGUCAGGGUUCCCGUGACACAACUGUCUAUGCCACCAGCGCUGAUUCCAGA
Molecule: messenger RNA, 673 nt
Organism: Papilio polytes (common Mormon)
Lineage: Eukaryota; Metazoa; Arthropoda; Insecta; Lepidoptera; Papilionidae
Product: mitochondrial-processing peptidase subunit alpha
Cellular component (GO): mitochondrion
Molecular function (GO): metal ion binding
Source: RefSeq, a predicted model, not a curated record